AUGUCUGAUCAAGAUAUUCACCCAAGUAAAUACAUUGAAUUGCGAAGUACUUAUAAAAACUACAUCGAUUUGUAUAAUACGUUGUAUCAGCUAAAAACCGAAAAUGAAGGAGAAUUAAACUCAAUUUACCAAAUGAUCAAGACAAAAUUGAUUGGUUCAAAGAAAUAUCUUCCCCAAGUGAUUAUAAGAGAAAUUUUAAACAUAAUUCCGUUUAACAAUCGCUAUACAAAGUCAUAUUUAUCUCUUGCCAAACUCGUAUCUGAUGAAUAUCAUGUCAAAGAGGUCAAAUAUGUUAAAGAUUUGUCAAACUUCCUGUUUUAUAAAGAAUAUGGAAUUAAAUUAGACAAAUCGCGUGAUUUCGAAAAAGAUUAUUUUAAAAAUCUGGAUAUUCAUACAGAAAAUACAAUUUACAGAGCAAUUAUGUAUAAUGACAAAGAAAGAUUCAUCAUAUUCACCGAAAGAGAUGAAUUUGAUAAAGAUCAAAAACAUGUUAGUAAAUUAUAUCCAGAAACUCACUAUACAUUACUUGAGUUAUGUUGUUACCAUGGAGCAGUUGAUUGUUUCAAGUUAUUGAAAACAAAAUUCAGUUCAGAAAUAACUGAAAAAUGUCUAGAAUUAUCAUUUUUAGGCGGAAAUGCAGAGAUCAUGAGUGAAUGUUUGAAAUAUCAAAAACCAGAUUGUGGAUGCAUGUACUAUGCAAUUAUUUCACACAACAUUGAUUUUGUUACAUUCUUGAUGAAUGAGUACAAUAUAGAGAUCGAUUUAGAAUGCUGCCAAAAUUAUAAUAAUCUUGAAUCAUUUUUAGUUUAUUAUGAUCAAACAAAUGAUUUUAACGAAUGUUUUCUUUAUUCAUCGAUGUUUGAUAUUGCAUCCCUUUGCGAAUAUUUCCUAUUAAAUGGUGCAAAUGUUAAUGCAAGAGAUGGAUAUAGACAGACAGCUCUUCAUUUAGCAGCUUUUUUUGAUUAUAAAGAAAUAAUCGAACUUCUUCUUUCGCAUGGGGCAAAUAUUAAUGUACAAAAUAUGCAUGAAAAUUUCCCUCUUACUAUUGCAGUACGUAACAAUAAUAAAGAAAUAACUGAACUUCUUGUUUUACAUGGUGAAAAGAUUAAUGAAAAAUCUGAAGCUGUGAGCAAUGCUCUUCAAUGUGCAGUAGCUAAUAACAAUAAAGAAAUGGCCGAAUAUCUUAUUUUACAUGGUGCAAAUGUUAAUUGGAAAGGUGAAUUCGGAAUAACUCUUCGUAUUGCAGAAGUAUUUAGUUCUAAAGAGAUGGUUGAAUUUCUUAUUUCGCAUGGUGCAACAAUUAAUGGAGAAUAA
Messenger RNA from Trichomonas vaginalis G3, 1314 nucleotides. Its product is annotated as protein ubiquitination. The coding region runs from base 1 to 1314 and encodes 437 amino acids. NCBI's taxonomy places the organism in Eukaryota, Parabasalia, Trichomonadida, Trichomonadidae. The record is from RefSeq and is a predicted model, not a curated record. The transcript has a single exon. Gene Ontology annotation, molecular function: protein binding.